Molecule: messenger RNA, 608 nt
Organism: Galdieria sulphuraria
Lineage: Eukaryota; Rhodophyta; Bangiophyceae; Galdieriales; Galdieriaceae
Product: thiamine-phosphate pyrophosphorylase
Exons: 5
Coding region: 28-570 (180 amino acids)
Biological process (GO): thiamine biosynthetic process
Cellular component (GO): cytoplasm
Molecular function (GO): thiamine-phosphate diphosphorylase activity
Source: RefSeq, a predicted model, not a curated record
AAACUUGAGGAGACUUGUACUGAGGCUAUGAUAGGAGGAGUCUCUGCAAUUCAACUGCGUGAUAUUGAGGGCAACGCUGCUGACUUUCAUAAGGCAGCAAUGCGACUCGUCAAGAUAUUGAAUCAAAAGUGUCCUCUUAUAAUAAACAGAGAUAUUGAAUUGGCGCUGAAAAUUGGAGCUUCAGGUGUUCAUUUUGCAGAAUCGCAGUUAGAAGACCAGGCUACGAAGGAAACGGCUAUCAACUCUCAACUUUUGGUAGGCAUAUCUGUACACAGCAUAUCAAGUGCACGGAAGGCUGUAGAAUGGUCUCCUGGUUACAUUCAGGUGGGUUCUGUCUUUAACACACGGAGCCAUCCAGGACAACAGCCAUUAGGCCUUUCAAGGUUAAGGGAAAUUCGGAAAUCGAUUCCUUCCAGUAUUCAACUAGUCGCAGUUGGAGGAAUUCAUUUGGAAAAUGUUCACAAGGUUAAGAAAGAAGGUGUUAGCAAUAUUGCAGUUAUUUCUGCAAUUGCACACAAUUCCAAUCGUGUAGAAUACUGUAGGAAGUUAAAGAAGCUUUUGGGUUCAUGAACCUUUAUAGUUACUCGUUGAAAUUAAGGAUUGUUCCA